This is a messenger RNA of Chaetomium strumarium, 1605 nucleotides long. RefSeq lists its product as uncharacterized. Lineage: Eukaryota; Fungi; Ascomycota; Sordariomycetes; Sordariales; Chaetomiaceae. The record is from RefSeq and is a predicted model, not a curated record. The transcript is spliced from 5 exons. Bases 1 to 1605 code for a protein of 534 amino acids.
AUGACGCGAGACAUGGAGGAGCAGCCGCUCUGGCACCGACUCUGCUACGGCUCCCUCCUCACCUGCGCCAUCGCAUAUACUUCGACAUCGGCGUGGCGCGCCGUGACGGGCGUCCCUACACGGACUACCUGGAUGGCCGCAAGCGGCGCAAGAAGCUUACUGCUGUCCUGCCGCACCCUGUACGCCGAAGUAGCCACUCUGCUGUAUUCUGCCAACCAAUUCGUCAUAUUCUACUCACACGAGGCCGCUCUUGGACCGCUUCACGCCCUCUCGUCAACGGCCGUCUCCUCUUUGACGAGCCUUAAGAUCGGUCUUAACGAGUGCUCGUGUCACCAUCGCGUCGACUCGCACAACUUCCCGCCGCCUUGCUGUUACGGCGACGUCGACGUCGAGCAUGAGCCGCGGCCCAAUAGUGACCGUGCCCACUGCGCAAAGCACCACGGGAGUGCUAUAUUGACUACAUGGCACGAGGCUGCGGUCCACUUGUGUUCCCAUGUUAGCGCUGGACGUCUCGCUCUCUCGUUAGUCUGCGAUAUCGACCAUCAGCACGAGUAUGCACGGGAGGCUGGCCAGCUUGUCGUCGCCCCUCUCGCCCCCUUCCCGCCGCUUAAAGACUGCCAUGUACGGCUUUGCAAACAAUGGGACCGCCCGCUUCAGCAGCUAGCCGAAAGCGCUGUCCGACAAGCCUGCCCUAGGCCUUCACCUCUUCGCCUUGCACCUGCCAAGGUACCGUCGCUUCUGGUAAACCUGCCACGCGAGCUACGACUUCUUAUUCUCGAGUACACAGACCUGGUAACCACCUGGACCGAGGUUACAUGGUGCAGGCGAUAUCGCCGCUAUCAAGUAUGCCAGCCGUCUUGUCUAGAUUCCGAGGGUGAAUGUCAGCCUUUUAUUCAUCACGGGUGCCGGCUAAACCGAUGCCUUGGCGCCGACCCCAAGGAACUGCUACCACCCUCGCCAGGCUCUCCACCAACCAGCCUCUUUCUCCUCUGCCGCACCUUAUACCGCGAUGCUCAGCUUGUCUUCUUCUCGCGGAACCGUUUCAUUGUUCACGGUGUCCAGGCGUUCCCGUUCUGGGCCCUGCCCCCAAUCCAAGACGAAGCACGGGACCCGGGAACCGCCAGCAACAAGGCGUACUACCUAUACAAUCGUCUCGCUACGUCAGAUUUCCUCCGAGAUGCCGUCCCUACCGACUGUCUCGCUCACCUCCGCUUCCUCGAGCUCGUCUUUCCCCCUUACAUGCCCGGCGAAUGGCCCGUUGGUAAACACCCCGCCAUACUAGUCUGGCGCGACACGGUCAAUUGGCUGCGUGGUAAGAUCGACGCACUGGCGCUUACGAUCCGUGUCGUCUUCGCCGACUUCCUUUACGACCCAGCGGCGAGCCGCAAGGGGACGACCAAGGAUGAAGGGUGGCAGAUUAUGAAAGGUUACAAGCACAUCAUACAUCCUUUGAAACCCCUCGUCGAGCACGACGGCCUGGCCGCGCUCUACGUACAGGCAGCAUUUCCCUGGGCAUGGGCACGGGACACCGUCCGACAGCGAGAUCCUGGGGACGACUGGCGUCGUGGCCUGCGUCGGCAACAGCCAGAUGUUGCGGGGAUAUAA